AAUUGAAAAAAAGUGAAAACUCAUAUGAAACGUCUAAAUUAUUAGAGAAAUUACAGGAAAAUUGAGUGACGAAAUAUAAAACUUACUGUAUGAAUGUAAAGAUUUCUUUGACUCCGGUGUAUUAAUGAAGAGUUAACUUCCGUUUAGAUCACACGCAACACACACAUAUUUGUUUGCCGCACAAAUACUCCUGUUAUUUGAUUUACGUUCGUGAACUGUUCAAACCCUGCAAAUAAUAUUAGAAACGUAAAAUAACAUGCCAGAUACGCCAGCCGCCGAAAAGGACAAACAAAUGAAACAACUGAAGCGACGCAUGGAGUGUUGGCGAGAGGUUAUUCUACCCUUGAAUUCAAUACUCCUCUGGGAACAGUCCUGGCAUCCAGGUCUCAUUCUUGGUCUCACAACUUCUACUUUUCUGUUGAUGUGGUUCAUGGAGCCUGCCAUACUUACAGUCAUUUCUGUAGGUCUAUUAAUAAUGGCAUUGAGCGAUUAUCUGGGACCAAUAUUGAUUUCGACAUUUUGCUCCACAAAUAGUUGGACAGGACAAAAAGAACGUAAACUAGAUGAAAUCUGCCAAAGAUUAUCUCAUGCUAUAACUCAGUUGCAAAGUAUAUGGAGAACAGCAUUAUGGGCACGUACUAAUCAUGCCAACAUGUACUAUGGAGUAAUAACAGCUGUACUGCUUGGAUUUGCAUUGAUUGGAAACACAGUCAACAAUUUGUUCCUGAUGUAUGUCAUAGUAAACAGUCUCCUUCUUCUACCAGGCCUCAGACAUAACGGAAGGAUGCAAAAACCUAUUAAACUUAUAUGCAGCUAUCUGACGCGUCCCAAGAUGUCUUAAUUAGUUUUUCUCUAUGUCUGAUUAGGCAGCGUUAUGCAUUUGUUGUUCACAUAACACAGAUUGACAUACUUAUGUUCCCAAUCGCAAUUUAUUUGCUUGCACUUAUUUAAGCCGACUCAUGCCACUUUAAAUGCUCAUUCAAUAUUUGACUGAUAUUAUAUUUAUUCUUUACAUUUCAUUGAUAAACGGCACAAGCGAUACUGUAAUACUUGAACAUGUAUUAACCAAACUGUGAACCAAUAUAAAUUAUUAUCUGACUUGUACCUAAUUGGCAAUGUACGAAUUGGGGAAUAUUUUAUGCUAUCACAUAUAGUCGCUACUAUCGUUACGUAACGUAACGUUUAUACUGCAAUCACUUGAGGAAUGAUGUACUAUGUGUAUAGUACUUCUAGAAAAAAAAGUAAACAAACAUCAUCUCUCAACUGUUUCAAGUUUGGAAACUAGUUAAUUUUAACCCUGAGUUGCCAAAAUGACGUUGACCUAUAACUCUUCUACCGAUGUACGUAAUUAACCUGAUGUGGAUGUUAAACGACGUAUCUCACAGUGUACAGCCCAGACAAAUAUUUUUAGGGUUCAAAAUUAUAUUAUUGCCAGAUUUUUCCAUUACGAUAUCAUUAUUUAGUAAGUGGGAUAGUAGUGCUGGUAGUUCAUGGUCACAAUUUUCAGCACAAAUUUUUUUUUAAACCAUUUCCUAACAUGCAACCCCUUCAGUGUUCUGCUGUAUACAAAGAUUAUUUUCUUUACUUGAGAGAUUAUUGACAAUGAUUGUCACAAUAAAAUUCAAUCCCCAUGCUUGAAUCAAACAAUUCUAUUGUCCUUGAGUAUUAUUAUUAUUAUAGUUAUAACAAUUAUUAUUGCGACAAUUACUUAGAGAUUUAACCAAGUUGGAGGUAUGAUAUACGAAGUUCAUGCGUAAGAAUAUAGUCAUCUAACAAUAAGCCGUGUUUAUAUGUCGAAAAUAAAAAUAGAUUACGUGCAUAAUAAUUAAUGUGUUAGUGUUAGCGAAAUGUAUGUAAACGCGAAUAAGCUAUCAACUUUUUUUUUUACAUUAUUCACCAAUUUAGUGUUGUGCUGUGAAUUUUUGUAUUUCCAAUAUAUGAGUAUUCUCGCUGUUUGCAUUUUAUGGUAUGACGUAUCUGUAAAAGACUUCACUUUUCUUAAAUCUUAAUAAACUGUAACACUACCAUA
This is a messenger RNA of Neodiprion virginianus, 2029 nucleotides long. RefSeq names its product ADP-ribosylation factor-like protein 6-interacting protein 1 (gene Arl6IP1). The record is from RefSeq and is a predicted model, not a curated record. The transcript has 5 exons. Bases 257 to 841 code for a protein of 194 amino acids. Lineage: Eukaryota; Metazoa; Arthropoda; Insecta; Hymenoptera; Diprionidae.